UGUACAGGUUAAUAAUCUGCUGCAAGUUGCCCAGAAAUACCAAACUGCUGUCAAUGAAAGUGGACCAGCUGGGAUAUCAAACAAUGACGCACAAACCAUCUAUAACAUGUUUGCCACUGCAUCACGGCAGCUAGCAAAAAAUCUAGAGCAUCACACCUUGAAUGAACAUGGGCUUUCCAAAAGAUAUGUACGCUGCCUGCAGAUAUCGGAGGUGGUGAAUCACAUGAAGGACUUGAUUGAGUUCAGCCACAAGAACAAUCUUGGUCCGAAAGAGAGCCUGAAUAGUUAUUCUAAAACUAUUGCGAAGUUUCAGAAUAUGCAUGAUUCAAGACAGCUCAUGGCUGCUGCUAGCCUUGCCAAUAACCAGAGCAACACCAAAGUAAUGGGGGUCCAGCAAGAGGCAAGUGCUUCUGUUCCAAGCAUCAUCAACACCAAAGCACAGGACUAG
This is a messenger RNA of Setaria italica (foxtail millet), 448 nucleotides long. Its product is annotated as probable transcriptional regulator SLK2. The transcript has 5 exons. NCBI's taxonomy places the organism in Eukaryota, Viridiplantae, Streptophyta, Magnoliopsida, Poales, Poaceae. The record is from RefSeq and is a predicted model, not a curated record. Gene Ontology annotation, biological process: positive regulation of transcription by RNA polymerase II; negative regulation of transcription by RNA polymerase II. Gene Ontology annotation, cellular component: transcription regulator complex; nucleus. The coding region runs from base 107 to 448 and encodes 113 amino acids.